Messenger RNA from Arthroderma uncinatum, 5664 nucleotides. RefSeq names its product protein kinase subdomain-containing protein. The transcript is spliced from 5 exons. NCBI's taxonomy places the organism in Eukaryota, Fungi, Ascomycota, Eurotiomycetes, Onygenales, Arthrodermataceae. Gene Ontology annotation, molecular function: protein binding. The record is from RefSeq and is a predicted model, not a curated record. Gene Ontology annotation, biological process: lipid metabolic process. Bases 1 to 5664 code for a protein of 1887 amino acids.
AUGGAGCAAGAUAUGCUCACCGACCACGGCGGGAAACCAGACUCCCUCGAUCGAGAAGGGCGCUGCCUUCUAUCUUUGGAUGGCGGAGGGGUGCGGGGAUUGUCCUCGCUUUACAUCUUGAAAGCCAUUAUGGAUUGGCUAAAUGAUGAAAAAGAGGGCAAACAUCGAAAGAAGCCAUGUGACAUUUUUGACCUUAUCGGCGGAACUAGCACCGGCGGACUUAUCGCUAUUAUGCUUGGGCGGCUUGAGAUGGAUGUGGAUGAGUGUAUUGAAGCAUACAGCAGCCUCGCGGAAGCCGUUUUUGGCAAAAGGCUUCACCGACUUCCAAUGAACCUCACCGGUGGCACUCAAGCACUAUUCGACUCAACCAAGCUUGAGGCUGCGAUCAAAGGGGUGAUUUCUCAAAAAGGCAUCCCUGAGACGGAGUUGUUUGAUAAUGGGACAAAGCGAGGGUGCCAUGUCUUCGUAUGCGCUACGGAUCGCUCUUCGAAGAAAAUCGUAAGACUUCGGAGCUAUAAACCUCCUCGUGGUCAGCAAAAUAUCCCUGCGACGAUAUUGGAAGCCGCGCUUGCAACCACCGCGGCAACGACAUUCUUUGAUCCGGUUUCCAUCGGUAACCGUACAUUCGCUGAUGGCGCCUUCGGAGCAAACAACCCCGUCAACGAGGUAGAGAGAGAAGCAUCGAAUCUCUGGUGUCGUGAUACAGGGGAUCUGCAAUCAUUGGUCAAAUGUUUUAUCUCGAUCGGGACUGGAAACCCGGGCAUGAAGUCAUUCGAGGAAGGUCUUAUGGGGUUCUUAAGCAAGACUUUAACACAAAUUGCUACCGAAACAGAGGACACUGAAGCAGAGUUCAUAGACCGAUGGCGGAUCCAUUACGGUAAGAAGCGUUAUUUUCGCUUCAAUGUGGAGCAGGGCCUCCAGGACAUCGGUAUGGAUGAAUAUCAAAGUAAGGGCGCAAUUGAAUCGGCCACGGAAGGGUAUCUCACGCACCAGGAUCGAAUAUCCCGGAUGGAGGACUGCAUUCGAAACCUGGGAUUGAAAGAGAGCGUAACAGAGGUUGCUAGAAAUAAAUUUUGGUGCGUGCAGCGAUCUGUCAAUACACUUUUCACUGGCCGUGUUGAUAUUAUAAAUCGAAUCAAAUCGGCAAUAACCAUCAAAGAGGGAAGUCGGACGCAAAGACGAUUCGUUAUCACUGGCAUGGGGGGUCUGGGAAAAAGCGAAAUCUGCCUAAAAGUCGCGGAUGAGAUGCGAGAAGUUUUCUGGGGUGUCUUUUGGGUCGAUGCAGGCAGCGAAUCCGCAGCAACCGACGACUUUAUCAAAAUAGCAAAGAUGCUUAAGUCAGCUGCUGAGACAGUUGAUGGCGCGAGGCAAUCGCUAUCUAACGAGAAGCGCGACUGGCUCCUUAUAUUAGAUAAUGCCGACGACCCUGAGUUUGACUACACACGUUAUUUUCCAUCAGGAUCCGGAGGUGCCAUUCUCCUGACAUCACGAAAUGACCGAAGUCGUCGACUGAGCACUGUUGGAUCUAAGUCACUUGGGAGCUUAGAGCCUGCUGACUGUCUGAAUUUAUUUUUCCAGGCAGCAGAUAUGGAGCCGUCAGACAAAUACAAAGAGGCUGCAUUGCGUAUCGUCAAACUUCUGGACUCGCACACGCUCGCGUUGAUACAAGCAGGGGCAUAUAUAGCCCAGGACUUCUGCUCUGUCGAGGAGUAUCCUGCAGUGUAUGGAAUAGAGUCAAAACGUUUGUUAUCUUUAGGCCCAGAUCAAGCGCCGCCAAGAUACCACAAUGUCUAUGCGACGUUUGAAGCAUCUAUACAGGCCUUAAGUUCCUCGAAGAGGGAGAAUAGUCAGGAUGCGCUGGUUGUGCUCCAUCUCCUAGCCAUUCUACAUUACAGCAAUUUACCACUAGAGCUAUUUAAGGAUACCUGGAUUGGCGCUCAAGUGGCUCAAGAGACACCCGAAGAAGAUGUUAACAUUGACACCCUUUCCCGCUGGCACGUCUCCCAACUUCCCCAAACCAUACAAUGGCGCAAAAAUAUCUGGGACCCAUUUCGGUUACAAAGUGCUCAAAACUUACUACAGUCCCUUGCACUGGUCCAAAAGGGAGAGGAGCGCGGCGCCAAAACAGUUUACUUACAUCCCCUUGUGCAAAACUGGGCCUAUUUACGUCAGGUUGAUGGUCAACGCCGCCAGUCAUGGAUAUCUGCGGGAUGUACCCUCGCACUAUCUUACUAUAGAAAUACCGGGUGGCGGCCAUAUCGGCUCUCAUUGCAGCUGCACCUACAGUCACUUUUGAGCAGGGAAGACGGACAAUCAUGCAUACCUCCCUCAUCAAUACCAAAGCUUCAAAUUGUCUUCCAAUGUUGUAGACUGAUGCACCAGCUGCGGAUGGACCGCUCAGUUGAGAGGACGUUGAGCACCUUAUUUCAUAGCCUGAAGCUUGACCCUAUCGAACCUCAGGAAGUAUAUCUGGCACUUUACAAGUUAGCUGCAGAGAACCUAUACAACAUAGGCAAAAUCAAAGGUGCUGUAGAGCUAUGGGAGAAGGUCUAUCAUAUUGAAGAGUUAAAAUUAUCUGAAGACCAUCCAAGUCGACUGGCAUCACAGCACGAACUCGCGGGGGCCUACCGGGCAAAUGGCCAGGUCAAAGAGGCCGUGCGCCUCCUCGAGCAUGUCGUCAAAGUGCAGGAGACAAUACUGACUAAAGACCAUCCAAACCGACUGGCAUCACAGCACGCACUCGCGGGGGCCUACGAGGCAAAUGGCCAGGUCAAAGAGGCCGUGCGGCUCCUCGAGCAUGUCGUCAAAGUAAAGGAGACAACGCUGGCUGAAGGUCAUCCGAGUCGACUGGCAUCACAGCACGCACUCGCGGGGGCCUACGAGGCAAAUGGCCAGGUCAAAGAGGCCGUGCGGCUCCUCGAGCAUGUUGUCAAAGUAGAGGAGACAACGCUGGCUGAAGGUCAUCCAAGUCGAUUGGUAUCACAGCAAGCACUUGCGGGGGCCUACGAGGCAAAUGGCCAGGUCAAAGAGGCCGUGCGGCUCCUCGAGCAUGUCGUCAAAGUAGAGGAGACAACGCUGGCUGAAGGUCAUCCAAACCGACUGGCAUCACAGCACGAACUCGCGGGGGCCUACCGGGCAAAUGGCCAGGUCAAAGAGGCCGUGCGCCUCCUCGAGCAUGUCGUCAAAGUGCAGGAGACAAUACUGACUAAAGACCAUCCAAACCGACUGGCAUCACAGCACGCACUCGCGGGGGCCUACGAGGCAAAUGGCCAGGUCAAAGAGGCCGUGCGGCUCCUCGAGCAUGUCGUCAAAGUGCAGGAGACAACACUGACUGAAGACCACCCAAGUCGACUGGCAUCACAGCACGCACUCGCGGGGGCCUACGAGGCAAAUGGCCAGGUCAAAGAGGCCGUGCGGCUCCUCGAGCAUGUCGUCAAAGUGCAGGAGACAACACUGACUGAAGACCACCCAAGUCGACUGGGAUCACAGCACACACUCGCGGGGGCCUACCGGGCAAAUGGCCAGGUCAAAGAGGCCGUGCGGCUCCUCGAGCAUGUUGUCAAAGUGAAGGAGACAACACUGGCAGGGGAUCAUCCAAGUCGACUGGCAUCACAGCACGAACUUGCGAGGGCCUAUCAGGCAAAUGGCCAGAUCAAAGAGGCCGUGCGGCUCCUCGAGCAUGUCAUCAAAGUGCGUGAAAUAACACUGGCUGAAGAUCAUCCAAGUCGACUGGCAUCACAGCACGCACUCGCGGGGGCCUACCGGGCAAAUGGCCAGGUCAAAGAGGCCGUGCGGCUCCUCGAGCAUGUAGUCAAAGUGCGUGAGACAACACUGACUGAAGACCAUCCAAGUCGACUGGCAUCACAGCACGCACUCGCGGGGGCCUAUGAGGCAAAUGGCCAGGUUAAAGAGGCCAUGCGGCUCCUCGAGCAUGUCGUCAAAGUGCAGGAGACAGCCCUGGCUGAAGACCAUCCAGACCGACUGGCAUCACAGCACGCACUCGCGGGGGCCUACCAGGCAAAUGGCCAGGUCAAAGAGGCUGUGCGGCUCCUCGAGCAUGUAGUCAAAGUAGAGGAGACAACACUGGUUGAAGACCAUCCAAGUCGACUGGCAUCACAGCAAACACUCGCGGGGGCCUACGAGGCAAAUGGCCAGGUCAAAGAGGCCGUGCGGCUCCUCGAGCAUGUCGUCAAAGUAAAGGAGACAACGCUGGCUGAAGGUCAUCCGAGUCGACUGGCAUCACAGCACGCACUCGCGGGGGCCUAUGAGGCAAAUGGCCAGGUCAAAGAGGCCGUGCGGCUCCUCGAGCAUGUCGUCAAAGUGCGGAAGGCAACACUGGCUGAAGACCAUCCAAGUCGACUUGCGUCACAGCACGAACUCGCGGGGGCCUACGAGGCAAAUGGCCAGGUCAAAGAGGCCGUGCGGCUCCUCGAGCAUGUUGUCAAAGUGCGUGAAAUAACACUGGCUGAAGACCAUCCAAGUCGACUGGCGUCACAGCACGAACUCGCGUGGGCCUACCAGGCAGAUGGCCAGGUCAGAGAGGCCGUGCGGCUCCUCGAGCAUGUCGUCAAAGUACAGGAGACAACACUGGUUGAAGACCAUCCAAGUCGACUGGCAUCACAGCAAACACUCGCGGGGGCCUACAAGGCAAAUGGUCAGGUCAAAGAGGCCAUGCGGCUCCUCGAGCAUGUUGUCAAAGUGCGUGAAAUAACACUGGCUGAAGACCAUCCAAGUCGGCUGGCAUCACAGCAUGAACUCGCGAGGGCCUACCAGGCAAAUGGCCAGGUCAAAGAGGCCGUGCGGCUCCUCGAGCAUGUCGUUAAAGUGCAGGAGACAGCCCUGGCUGAAGACCAUCCAAGUCGGCUGGCAUCACAGCAUGAACUCGCGAGGGCCUACAAGGCAAAUGGCCAGGUCAAAGAGGCCAUGCGGCUCCUUGAGCAUGUCGUCAAAGUAGAGGAGACAAUACUGGCUGAAGACCAUCCAGACCGACUGGCAUCACAGCACGCACUCGCGGGGGCCUAUGAGGCAAAUGGCCAGGUCAAAGAGGCCGUGCGGCUCCUCGAGCAUGUCGUCAAAGUGCGGAAGGCAACACUGGCUGAAGACCAUCCAAGUCGACUUGCGUCACAGCAUGAACUCGCGGGGGCCUACGAGGCAAAUGGCCAGGUCAAAGAGGCCGUGCGGCUCCUCGAGCAUGUCGUUAAAGUGCAGGAGACAGCUCUGGCUGAAGACCAUCCAAGUCGGCUGGCAUCACAGCACGCACUCGCGGGGGCCUACCAGGCAAAUGGCCAGGUCAAAGAGGCUGUGCGGCUCCUCGAGCAUGUUGUCAAAGUGCGUGAAAUAACACUGGCUGAAGACCAUCCAGACCGACUGGCAUCACAGCACGCACUCGCGGGGGCCUACGAGGCAGAUGGCCAGGUCAGAGAGGCCGUGCGGCUCCUCGAGCAUGUAGUCAAAGUGCGUGAAAUAACACUGGCUGAAGACCAUCCAAGUCGACUGGCGUCACAGCACGAACUCGCGUGGGCCUACCAGGCAGAUGGCCAGGUCAGAGAGGCCGUGCGGCUCCUCGAGCAUGUCGUCAAAGUACAGGAGGCAACACUGACUGAAGAUCAUCCAAGUCGACUGGCAUCACAGCAUAUGCUUUCCCGUAUCAAAGACAAACAUUAA